AAAAAUGUAUGCGACAGCUUGAUAGGCUUAUUAUUAGAUAUUCCGGGUAAAACUAAAGAUGGGAUUAAUGUUCGAAAAGACAUGGUAUUGAUGGGAAUACGUAAAGAUCUUGCCCCGGAACAAAGAGGCAAUCGUAUUUAUCUACCACCUGCUUGUUACAAUACAUCAAAAGAAGAAAAAAGAAGGUUUUGUGAAUGUUUACAUGGUAUUAAGGUUCCAUCAACUUAUUCUGCAAACAUUAAAAGACUGGUGUCGAUGAAAGACUGUAAAUUGCUUGGAAUGAAGUCUCAUGAUUGUCAUGUUUUAAUGACACAUAUGAUUCCUAUCGCAAUUCGUGGAUUGUUGCCCGAUAACAUCCGACAUACAAUCACAAAGUUGUGUUUGUUUUUUAACAACAUUCACUCAAAGGUUAUUGAUUUAGAAGCUUUGGACCAAUGGCAAAAAGACAUUUAUGUCACCCUUUGUGAACUGGAGAUGUACUUUCCGCCCUCAUUUUUCGAUAUAAUGGUUCACUUAAUAUCUCACAUCGUACAAGAGAUUAAGGCUUGUGGUCCUGUAUUUCUACGAUACAUGUAUCCUUUUGAAAGAUAUAUGGGUAUCUUAAAAGGUUAUGUAAGAAACCAUUAUCGACCUGAGGGCAGCAUUGUUGAAGGGUAUACUUCUGAAGAGGUGAUUGAGUUCUGCCAAGGCUAUAUGGAAGGUGUCGAAAGUGUUGGUGUUCCUACAACUCGUCAUUCAGGGCGACUUGAAGGUAAGGGAGUAGUUGGUAUUAGAACAAUCAUGCCAAGUCAUGAAGAUGUACAAGUUGCACAUUUAGUGGUCCUAAAACACAUGGCAUGUCUUGCUCCAUAUGUUAAUGAACACAUGGACAUGUUACGGUCGAGAUACCCGGGUAAAGAAGAAAUAUGGUACGUAAACAAUCAUAACAAAGAGUUGUCGAGAUGGAUGAGAAGGAAGGUAACGGAGACUAAUGUUGAUAAAACUGUGAAAAGGUUUGGACAGGGUCCAAGUUAUAGAGUUAAAUCUUACCAAGGGUACGACAUUAACGGUUAUACGUUUUACACCAAAGAUCAAGAUCAAAAAAGUACAAUGCAGAAUAGUGGGGUUACAAUAAUAGCAUCAACGACAGAAUUCGAUAGACAACAUCAUGAUACAAUGAUAAGAAUCGCCGAAAAAUCUUAUUACGGUGUAAUACAAGAAAUAUGGGAAUUGGACUAUUAUGAUUUCACUAUUCCUGUGUUCAGAUGUAAGUGGGUGAAUAACCGGACAGGUGUUAAAAUUGACAAAUAUGGCUUUACACUUGUCGACCUUAAAACUAAUGGUUAUGCAUCUGAACCAUUCGUUCUUGCGAAACAUGUCACACAAGUUUUCUUUGUCAAGGACCCGAGCAAACCAACGUACCACAUCGUCCUGCAAGGUAAACGACGUAUUCUUGGUGUUGAUGACGUUGUUGACGAGGAAGAAUACGACCACUUUGAUGAUCUACCACCAUUUUCAGUCGGCAUUGAAUCACAUAAUUAUGACAACAUCAAUCGCACCACAUACUUACGAUCUGACACCGAAGGGAUAUAUGUUGAUUAA
Messenger RNA from Helianthus annuus (common sunflower), 1581 nucleotides. RefSeq lists its product as uncharacterized. The transcript has 2 exons. The record is from RefSeq and is a predicted model, not a curated record. Bases 82 to 1581 code for a protein of 499 amino acids. NCBI's taxonomy places the organism in Eukaryota, Viridiplantae, Streptophyta, Magnoliopsida, Asterales, Asteraceae.